CCAGAAUGCAACGCGCGGCCCAUUGACGACGGGUUGGCAACGCACAUAAGGGGCCUUACUACGAUACCAAUAUUGUUUCCCAUCUCCUCACAAGUWUAUCUUCCCAAUGGCUGCGGACGUAUCAAACCGGAAAAAAAACAGAAGUUGUGAAAUGACAUCGAAAAUUKACGGAGUUAUGAUUUAAACACGGUAUUUUAGUCGUAUUUCUGUACUACUUUAAACUGKGCAUACAGUACAUCGUUGACAUGGCAGGAAAGCGGCGGAUACUACCGUCUUGGAUGGCGAGGAAGGAUGAGGACAGAGUGAAAGAUAAGGAGACACUGAAGAGGAUAACUUCAGGCAAGAGAACAAGGAGGAAACGAGUUGAAAGAGUGGCUUUCUACUGCAUGAAUGAAAAGGAGCUGGUGGAGGCAGCUGUCAGUUAUUUGAAUGAUUUUGGAGGUGGAGAAGAUGGAGCUAGUCAUGAUGACAAACAGGUGAAAAGUAGUGUGGUGGGCUGCUCUAUGAAUGCAAAAAACAACUGUGUCAGGGAGAAGAAGAGGAGGCUGUCUGAGUUGGACGUGGUGGCGGAGUCCUCAGACUCUGAUGCCCAGGAGAGGACGUAUGUCUCAGAAACGGACAUCGACAUAGCCGAGGAGGACACUCUACUGUACGCUCAAAACAACAACACUCACAAUAACAACACAGAGCAGGGACCUGAGGGUCAGAGUUCAGGACCAGGUCACGGUCACGACGAUGCUGAUGGUCAUGGGGAUUUGGCUCAGGGUGUUGAAGGAGCAGAGGACCGGUCACAGUCUCCCACAGCAGAUGAUGAUGCCCUCAGGCUUGUAAGGGAGAUAUUCUUCACCUGAUGAUAAACCACAGAACACUGAACUUUGAGAUGCUUUCCUUACAAACUGAGAUGGGGGGGUUACACAGCGAGGUCAUGUAGACUAGAGUAUAUUAGAAAAUAGUCAAUGGGGGCAAAUGGGACCCAUAACAUUAAUGAUUUCCUUCUCAGCUAAUAGUGGGUUCUUGGUAUAUGUUAGUAAAUACAUCUCCAUUGAAAMCAUUUAUUAAUACAGGAUUAGGUUUCAUCUGUGAAGUGUUUAGGCACRAUGUCCUAGAAAAGGCCUUGGGCCUAAAAACUGGCUCACUAGGUGCAACUAAMGACGUGUACAAUAUUAGGCGCAACUGCGCAAGAUGGUUUCCCCUUUUAAGAACAGUAAAAGGGCAAUGACAUACUUUGUAAUAGAAACAAAAAUAUAUAUAAUUUUGAUUGAAGAAUAAAAUGUGACGACUGGGAUAUUCUAAAGGCACUUUUAUUGAUUUCAUUAUUAUUAUUUUUUAAGCUACAAUAUGUCACUUUUUUGGCGACUUGACCAAAUUCACAUAGAAAUUAGAGAAAUCUUGACCAUCAACAUACUCUUAUGAUAGGUUUAUGAUCAACAGGCAUGUCAUGCACUUCACAAUUUUACAACAUUGUUGAUGAAUAAAUCAUGUACAUUUGA
This is a messenger RNA of Salvelinus sp. IW2-2015, 1490 nucleotides long. RefSeq lists its product as uncharacterized. Lineage: Eukaryota; Metazoa; Chordata; Actinopteri; Salmoniformes; Salmonidae. Gene Ontology annotation, cellular component: cytoplasm; nucleus. The record is from RefSeq and is a predicted model, not a curated record. Gene Ontology annotation, biological process: negative regulation of double-strand break repair via nonhomologous end joining; double-strand break repair via nonhomologous end joining.